UGUUAACUUUUCAUUUAAACGUUAAGACAAACAGUUGCAUUUUGUGAGCUAAAGCGUUAAGAACAAUUUGAAAUUUAAUAUUGGAAGUGUAAUUCAAAUCAAAAUAAACAGUGACUUUCACACAAACGAGUUAGCUUUUGAUUUAGUUUUUAUAAUGCGAAGUAUUGUUAUAUUUGCGGUACUCUUGAGUGCUGCUGCUGGAUAUAGUCCAUCUAGCUAUAUAUCUCAGCAAAGCCUCACUAAACCAAAAGAUAGCGACUCUGAUGAGCCACAGAAGGAAACAACUGCAUCAAGUGUCAGUGCAACGCCGAGUACACCGCUUUUAACGACCCUUGCAGCUGUGUCGAGUACAGUGAAACCCUCACCUGAACCACCAACAAAAGAGGAAGAGACAUUAUCAGAAUUACCAACAUCUUUGCCGACAUUGGUGGCCUUUGAAGAGCUCGAAAGUGAUAUACCAAAACGACGUGUAAUUACGUACGAUCAGCGGCAAGAGGGUCAAUAUAAUAUACGUGCAGAUUUGGAAAACUUUAUGAUCAUACUUAUACCACCAAGGCCUGCUGAAGGUUUGAGUUUGCUUAACUUAUUAACGAAAUCAAGCUUAAGUCGCCACUCAUCUUCGUCGAAAAGUAAGCGGAAACACCACACAAAUUCUGUUUCAGUUCAACCCAGCCUUGGUUCCACAAAGUAUUUGCAAUCAUUAAAAUCUGGUAGUAGUCCACAAUUUAAUUACUUGUCGCGACAUGCAUCGGAUUCAGUUCCAAGUCACACUUUUUUUGCGCCUGAACAACAAAAUCAAUUGCAACGAUUAAGUCUUGCCGAUAGUCUUUCAACUCAACGUUUGCCCGAAUUCAUUGAGGGACGUACACCUUAUCACGUUGAUAUAUCGGCCAGCGAUGAUGAACAAUCUCGUUUACAUCCCAAUCGUCAAGUAGAUGUGUUGCCACCACCUUACCCAAUUGCACAUCCACAUUUCAUCAAACCCUAUCACUUGGAAGUUGAACCAACUGUCAUACAAACAUUACCGCCAGCUGAACUCAGUGCGGCACAUCAUAGCAGCAACAAUUUUUUGGACACUUACAAUCAGUUAUUGGCAUCCAAUUUGCAGGAGAAUAAUGGUGAGUCCGGCAGAAGUGAAAAUGUGCCUAGCGAAGAUAAUGGAUAUUAUCGUGUUUCACGUGCAAUACGCAGUGAUAAUUUCCUAGAUACAAAUCGUGUUACCUCUUCCAAUAGUUUGAAUUUUGAUACCGCUGCCAGACGUUCGCAUGUGCCACUAUAUCGCGCUGAUCUCUCAUAUGGUGCUGCUAAUACAUAUAACGUUGAUGUGCCACGUUUACCCAGUGGUUAUUUGGCAAUAAAUACCAAUGCACGUAAUUUUGAUUUGAACAAUGACGAUCGAGAACAAAAUCUGGAGGAGAAUCAUACAGGCGAAAUUAUUAUUCCACCUAGUUUACCCAUUGACGAUGUGCUAGAAUUAGACGCACGUGGUGUUAGCUUCUUGGAUUCGGAUGCAAAGGAACUAUUAAGCGAUGGAAUGGAACGCUGCGCACCUGGUCGUCGCCGUGAUAGCUACGGAGUGUGUCGAGAAAUUGAAGGCUAUUAAUGAAGCAUUUGAUGAAGUGCAAAGUACAUAAGCGCAGUAAUACGUUUUAUUCAGAAGCUAUUAGCAAAAGAUAAAUUAUUAAUCUUCCUUCCUUUA
Messenger RNA from Teleopsis dalmanni, 1699 nucleotides. RefSeq lists its product as uncharacterized. NCBI's taxonomy places the organism in Eukaryota, Metazoa, Arthropoda, Insecta, Diptera, Diopsidae. The transcript has a single exon. Bases 155 to 1603 code for a protein of 482 amino acids. The record is from RefSeq and is a predicted model, not a curated record.